GUUAUGGCCUGGAACGAAAGCUUCUCAGCAGCUGACGGCGGUGGUUGGGCUGGUGACACUUCCUUCGCAACUGCACCUCCGAAAGAGGCACAGUCAGCGAAGGUUGCUGAAAGAUUACCUGUGCCAGUAACCGUCGCGGAUCUACAUGACUCGGCUAAUGUGGAGGAGAGAUACGAACUUGGUGAUUAUCCUUUCAGUACGGUAGGUCAAUUAUAA
This is a messenger RNA of Strongylus vulgaris, 216 nucleotides long. Lineage: Eukaryota; Metazoa; Nematoda; Chromadorea; Rhabditida; Strongylidae. The record is from the annotation of a GenBank genome assembly.